Messenger RNA from Nymphalis io (European peacock), 2306 nucleotides. Its product is annotated as mediator of RNA polymerase II transcription subunit 25-like. Lineage: Eukaryota; Metazoa; Arthropoda; Insecta; Lepidoptera; Nymphalidae. Gene Ontology annotation, biological process: positive regulation of transcription by RNA polymerase II. The record is from RefSeq and is a predicted model, not a curated record. Bases 156 to 2171 code for a protein of 671 amino acids. Gene Ontology annotation, cellular component: transcription regulator complex; mediator complex. The transcript is spliced from 15 exons.
GCCUUUAGCCGUCAAAAUUAAAAAGUCAAAAACUCAAAACCCAAAAGUCUGAAUCGUUUAUUCUUGUUAAUAAUGUUACUAAUUUAAAAUUUAAUAUAUUAAGUAAUAAAUGAAAAUGGUUAAAUAGUUUUUAAUAUAUUAGAGUAAUCACAGAAAUGGUUGUCAACGCGCCAGACUCUCCAAUACAGGCAGAAGUAAUUUUUGUUGUUGAAGCAACUUCGGCUAACGGCGCGUAUAUAAGUGAAUUGAAAACGAAUUAUAUCAUACCAACUCUAGAGUACUUCCAUGGCGGUGCAAUAGAGGAAGGCGUGGGUAGUGGUUCUGUGUAUGGCAUAGUCACAUACCAGGCAGCAGACUGUCAUCCUGAUCUUCCAGUCUCUACAUAUGGCCCCUUUACAUGUCCACAGAAUGUUGUUGAUACUAUUGACAAGUUACAGUUUAUAGGAGGACAUGCAGAGAGUAGAGCAUGUGUCACAGAGGGACUAACAGCAGCCUUAGCUUGCUUAGAAGACCUUGGCCGAUCAGAUAUCCCUCUACAUGUGAUACUAUUAUGCUGCUCACCACCUUAUUCAGCAUAUACAGGAGGAUUAGUCCCACCUGGAGCUCCAGCAACAGUCGAACAAGCAGCAAAACUUAUCGGCGAGCGUGGAGCUCAUUUGUCUGUAGCAGCGGCCAAAAAGUUGCCUGCUUUACUGGCGCUUUAUGAGCAUGCUGGUGGAGAACUGCAUACUGCUCAACAGAGGAAUUAUGCUAAGGACCCUCGGCAUCUCGUGUUACUACAUGGUUACAGUCUCAAAGAACGGCCACCAAGUCCGGCGCCACCACCACCAGUGGCUGAAGUACAACAGCCUGAAAUGUAUGGCCAAAAUCGUCCACCAGUACCACAACAAAGAGCCCCACCAGCACAGUUUCAACGUGGUACAAUUGGUCCAGUGAGAAAUAAUUGGCUGACUCCUCCUCGCCAGGCCCCCUACGCUAAUUCUGCAUUACUGACACAGCUAUCCCAACCAUCCUAUCCACCUCCUACACAGACCAACAUGCAGCGGUUGCAAGGUAUCCAAGCGGGCCCGUCGUCGGCGGGCGCGUUCGCGGCGUCGCCCGCGCAGCGCACCUACAUCUGGAGCGGAGUGCUCGAGUGGAUGGAGAAGGGGAAGACGCCCGGGGACCAGAAGGUCACCAGACAUCUGCCGUGUCAAGUUUCCGCAAAUUCCAAAGAUGCAGAACCCGAGCUUAAAGUGGACACCUGGCCCAAUAAAUUAGUAAUGCAGCUGAUGCACAAACAACUGAUUAGCAACAUCGGCGGUCAGUACCUAAAAGACAGCAAGUCGGUGCUGUUCCACUUGCAGCAGAACGAGGCGCUGGAGGCCCUUACCAAGAUCAUGGUUAAUGGAUUCGCUGGAUGUGUACAUUUCUCCCCGACCACGUCACCCCCUCAGUGUGACAUCAAGGUGCUGAUCCUGCUGUACACGCCGGACAAGAAGGCCUACCUCGGCUUCAUACCCAACAACCAGGCCACCUUCGUCGACCGACUGCGGAAGGUCAUCCAGCAGCAGAAGAUGAACAAACAGAUGCCGACUACUGCUGCUAUGGCCGGUGGGCAAAAUAUAGGUGCAGGAAAUAUGCAAUCGGGGAUGGGUAUUAGUGGUGGGGGGAUGGCAGGCUCGAUGUCAGCUAUGCCCUCGAUGUCAAACCAACAAACACAGCAGCAUCAGCAGGGUAUGAUGAUAAGCAGCAACAUGGGUACAUCAGUUGGCCAAGUCAACCAAGGACAGAUAAGUCAAGUAAGUCAAGUCGGCCAGGUCGGCCAAGUGGGCCAAGCAGGGGGAAAAGGCCCGCGUGGUGCACCUCUGGAUGGCCUGGAGGCCGCCCGCCAACAAAAUCUUGAGAAGAUCCAACACUUGCAGCAGACCCUGGAGGCGGCUCAUCAGCAGGAGGCGCAGUUCAAGUCCCAGAUGGACAUAAUGUCCCACCUGCACGCCGCGCAGCAACAGGAGCAACACUACAAGCAGCUCGAGGAGCAGCAGCGCAAGGCGCAGCUGCAGGCGCAGCUCCAGCAGCUGCGCGGCGCCGGCGCGCGCCUCGUGCGCCCGCUGCUGCCGGCCAACCCGGGCCUGCGACACCUGCUGCAGCAGCAACAGCAGGCGGCGCGUGGCGCUCGUCCGCACAUGUGAGCCGCACCCGCUAACAGCCGCAGCAGUACCGGCCGGGUAGCGGGGCCGUUCGGCCGAACUCCCAAACGCAACAGUAUGAUGAAAUGUCCAAUUAUAACGAUUUUAUAUGAAAUAAAUAAAUUGUUUUCAAAUACA